This is a messenger RNA of Phycodurus eques (leafy seadragon), 1692 nucleotides long. RefSeq names its product bactericidal permeability-increasing protein-like. Lineage: Eukaryota; Metazoa; Chordata; Actinopteri; Syngnathiformes; Syngnathidae. The transcript has 16 exons. Gene Ontology annotation, molecular function: lipid binding. The record is from RefSeq and is a predicted model, not a curated record. The coding region runs from base 33 to 1532 and encodes 499 amino acids.
CCACUUCCUGAUUGAGUAAGUGGAUAAGAGGCAUGUGCCGUCCUUCCACUUUCAGUCUUCUUGUAGGAAGUCGAAACAGCAGGACAAACUGUGUGGCUGUUUCAGGUAACAUGGCCCUGUGGUGUUGCCUGGCGUUGGUUGCCUUCAGUCAUGUGACCUCAAGCGCCAAUCCUGGAGUAAAAGUCCAACUGACGCAUAAUGGCAUUGAAUAUGGCAGGCAGCUCGGGAUGGCUUCAAUCCAGAAGAAACUCAACAGCAUAAGAAUCCCAGAUAUGUCUGGAUCUCAGAGAGUGUCCGUCAUUGGCAAGGUCAAGUACAGCUUGUCAAAUAUCCAAACAGUGGCUGUGGGAUUACCAUCCUCUGCUGUGGAUCUGGUGCCUGGGACCAGUGUCAGACUGUCUGUUAGUAACGCAUUCAUCAGUAUGAAGGGAAAUUGGAGGGUCAAGUACCGCAGAUUACUGAGGGACAGCGGUUCCUUUGAUUUGAGUGUGAAAGGACUGUCCAUCAGCACAGGCAUCGCUGUCAAACGUGAUGAGACAGGGCGACCUCAAGUCAGUAAUGUCAACUGUGUGGCUACCGUUGGCAGCGUGACCAUCAAAUUCCACGGUGGAGCCAGCUGGCUGUACAAUCUUUUCAGAAAGUUCCUCAGUAAGGCAUUGCGCAAUGCGCUGCAGAAAAAGAUCUGCCCCCUGGUGAAUGACGCCGUGUCUGAUUUGAACCCUCGUUUGAAAACGCUCAAUGUCUUAGCCCAAGUGGACAAGUAUGCAGAGAUUGAAUAUUCCAUGGUCUCUGAUCCUGAAAUCUUGAACUCUUUCAUAGGUUUGAGUUUGAAGGGGGAAUUCUACAACAUCGGGACGCAUCGGGAGCCUCCGUUCCCCGCUAUGGUCUUUUCUCUGCCACCUCAGAACAACAAAAUGUUGUACCUUGGUCUGUCUGCCUUCACCGCGAACUCUGCAGCUUUUGUCUACAACACAGCCGGAGCCCUGAGCUUGUACAUUACUGACGAUAUGAUCCCUCAAAGCUCUCCAAUCAGGCUCACCACCAGAACAUUUGGAGUUUUCAUCCCCCAGAUUGCCAAAUCCUUCCCGGGUUUAUUGAUGAAACUGCUGGUAAAGACGGUGAAAAAUCCCAUCACCACUUUUGAGCCCAACAACGUGACUAUUCAAGCCACCACCACAGUGACGGCCUACGCAAUCCAGCCCAACGGCACACUCUCUCCGCUAUUUAUCAUUAACUCGACGACCAGCGUGAGUGCCCGAGUGUUUGUCAAUGGCAUGAGGCUAGCUGGAGCUGUCACUUUGAACAAAAUGGAUCUGACCCUGGGGACAAGUUAUGUGGGAGACUUUCGGGUCAGAUCUCUUGACAACAUCCUGAACCUGGUCCUGAAAGUGGUUGUUUUACCCAUACUGAAUGUUCAACUUAGAAAAGGAUAUCCUCUCCCCUCCAUUGGAAAGAUGAACCUUGUCAACACUGACCUACAGAUCCUUAAGGACUACAUGCUGAUUGGGACAGAUGUUCAGUUUACAGCGUGAUGGGAGUAAAACACAAACAAUGAAAUAACUAUAAGAUACUACACAUCUCCAGCCUUCAUUUCAAACCAAUAUUAUAACUCAACAUUUAUAUUUUCCCUUUGUUAAAUCAAUUAUUGUAUGUUUUCUUUUCCUGGCAAAUUAAAUAUCAAUGAGGAAAGUG